Cyanistes caeruleus (blue tit) is the source of this 4647-nucleotide messenger RNA. It is a transcript of the gene MUC4, whose product is annotated as mucin 4, cell surface associated. NCBI's taxonomy places the organism in Eukaryota, Metazoa, Chordata, Aves, Passeriformes, Paridae. The record is from RefSeq and is a predicted model, not a curated record. Gene Ontology annotation, molecular function: ErbB-2 class receptor binding; calcium ion binding. Gene Ontology annotation, biological process: cell-matrix adhesion.
UACAUCCUGACAGCAAGCAGGUGGGUUUGUCCUGGCUGCAGCAUGGAUUAAUCAGACAUUAAUAAUUUACAUCUUUUUCAUUGAUCUCCUGCCCAUGACAGAGCCAGCAACCUCACUCUACCCCUUUGGCAUGGAAGGAGGGGACCAAGAAUACGUCCAGAGGAGGGUGGAUUUUAACUCACCCCUGUUCAAGCCAGAAAUUGGAUUCCCCUUUGGGAAGUCUCUGCAUGAUGCUCUCUAUUUUACAGAUAAUGGACAGAUAAUUUUUCCACCCACGGACAACUACGUCCCAUCCAACCCCAACCCCCCUCCCCGGGGCUUCACUGGCCGGGAGAGCUUGCCAAUGGUGGCUGCCUUUUGGGAUGAUGCAGACUUUUCCAAGGGUGUUGGCACCACCUGGUACCAGGAGUACUCUACACUCAGCUCUACCCAAGACUCCGUUGUCCAAGAUGUGGAAUCAAAGAUUGAGAAAUACCUGAAAAUCCCCUAUGUAGCAAAAUGGACCUUGAAGGUGACGUGGGAGAAAGCUCCAGCAUACCCAUCCCGGAGGGAUGACAGUCAGACGAGCACCUACCAGGCAGUGCUCACCACCGAUGGGAACCGCUCCUUCGCCCUGCUGCUCUACCAGGACGGUGGGAUGCGCUGGGACUACACCAAGCUGGCUGCAGCUAACGUGCUGAUCGGCUUCUCCAGCGGCAAUGGCUAUGCCCAAAACAACGAGCUGACUCAGAAGCCACCAGCUGUCAGGUACAGACCAGACCAGGAGAGCAGCACCGGCUCCGAUGUGCGUGGGCUGUGGAUUUACAGGCUGGACAGUCGCUCCCGGGUGAAUUACAGGCUGCAGUGCCUGGCGUGGCUGGACACAGAGCCAGCACCGGCCACCUGGAACAGCCGGCUGCCAGCAUGCCCCUGCUCCCGGCCCCAGGCAGAGCUGGAUCCCCGCUACCGCUGGAGCAGAGGCCCAGCGGACACGUCUGUGAGGAUGCUGCGCACUGCGUCCCCCAGCCCAGCUGGAGCUGGGGUACGAUGUCUCUACCGAGGUGGGAGCUUGCUCGAAGGCUGGCAGGAGAGAACAUGGAGCCUCCCCUUCCACACCGCCACUGACAGGGAGCUGGAAGCAUUCGACUGGUGCUGCCGGCGUGUGGGGAAACCCCUGUUCUGUGCCAGGUUUGCUGAGAAGAGACCAAGGGUUGGCUGUGAAGGAUAUGUGCCACCCACUCCUGCUGGUGCCUUUGGGGACCCUCACAUCACCACCCUGGAUGGACUCACCUACACCUUCAAUGGGCUCGGGGACUUUGUCCUGCUGCUGGCCAGUGAUGCCCAGACCAGCUUCGUUUUGCACGGGCGCACAGCACAGACUGGCAUGGCCCAGGCCACCAACUUUGUGGCCUUCGCUGCCCAAUACAUCUCCACCACCACCACAACAGUUGAGUGGACCUUGGGGAGCCAGGAUGACAUCCAAGUCCUCCUGAACAAUGAAACCGUCCAGUUUUCCUAUUCCGAAGACCUGGGUGAUGAGGUCUACUACAUCCCUGGUGUCCUGCUAGUCAAUGCCUCCUCUGUCACGGCUGUCUUCAAUGGGACCAUCGCUGUCUCUGUCUCAGCCAGCUCUGGGAUCCUCAGCGUGGUCUGCAGCCUGCCCGACUGGUACCGCAACAGCACCAGGGGCCUCCUGGGUGUGUGGGACCAUGACCCCGCAGAUGACUUCCAGAUGCCAAAUGGUACCAGCAUCCCUGUGAACAGCAGUGAAGAGGAGAUCUACAGCUAUGGGAUGACCUGGGCUGUUGGGGAGCACCACCUGUUCAGUCAGCCUCUGGACUCACCAGCACUGAACUUCACACCCUUCUUCUUGUCUCGGCUGCGGCAGGAGAAUGAAAGCCAGUACCAGCUGGCAGCCUUGCAGUGUCACGGCAGCAAGGAGUGCAUCUACGAUUCGCUGAGCACAGGGAACUUGGCCCUGGGCCUGGCCACCCAGAGCCUUGCAGCCGACUUCCAGCAGAGGAAGACAGCACUCAAUGCCUUCCCUCCCGUCAUCACCGGUGAUGCAUCAAUCACAGCCUUCAGGACAGAGAAGGUCAGAAGGCAGUACCAUGCCUUGGGGGCGGGUGCACGCUUCAUUCCCCAUCUCUCACCAGAGCUCAACAUAUCGGAGAAUGGCACCCUGAUAUGGAAGCCCCGUGAGAUAGCCCCAUUCACCAUCAACCUGGAGGCUGUUGGGUCCAACAACAUCUCUGCACUGCUCCAGCUCCGCUUCACCCUUUGCAGAUGCAGCAGGAGCCAGGAGUGUGACUACGGCAACACUGUCAUUCUCAGGGAGUCUUCCCUGCAGCUGGCAGCCUGCAGAUGCGAGAGCGGCUACUCAGGUCCCCUCUGCCAGGACCCUCCGGACCCCUGCUCCCAGGGAUGCUUCCCUGGUGUGGGAUGUGACCCUUUCCGUGGCUGUGGCCCCUGUCCAGCUGGCCUGACAGGGGAUGGACAGCACUGCUCAGAUAUCGAUGAGUGUGCGCAGGGGAUGGAGUGCCUGGGGAACAGCACCUGCACCAACACUGUGGGCAGCUACGUCUGCUCCUGCCUGGCCAGUGAGCAGGGUGAGAAGCCAGGCUGUGGCUCAGCCUGUGGCUACCACUCCUGCCCUGAGGGCUACUGCAGUAACGGGGGACACUGCCACCUUCACCCCAUCACCUGUGCCCCCACCUGCACCUGCCCCCCGGCUUUCACCGACCAGCACUGCCUGGUGGCAGGAGGGGACUUUCAGCCUCUGCCCAGCACGGGUCUCCCUCGGAGAAGCAUCCAGAUGAGGGUCAAGACACUGCAAAACACCACUGCUGAGGAAGUCAACAGCACUGUCUCGGCCAUCCUGGACUCCCUGGAGGUAAAGGCUUUCCAGAGCAACACCAACAUCACCCAGAUGACAGACAGCGAUGGCUUCACCUUCGUGCUGGUGUCCGAGUUUGCCUAUGACAGCCGCGGCACCAUCAUCCGCUUCCUGAACGAGGAGCUGCCCGCAGCCAUCACCGGCGCCUUCAACGCGCGGCAAGGGCGGCAGGCGCGCACAGGGCUCCUCUUCCAGCGCCUGCACCGGGACAACAUCACUGACCUGGUGAAGCUGACAGUGGAUGAGCUGAGGGACUAUUUCCCCUGCUCUCUGUAUGGCUACAAAGGCUACCAGCUCCGCUACGUGGGGACCGUGGGCUUCAUCUGCACCUCCCCUUGCAAGAUGGGCUACUGCCAGCACGGUGGCCAGUGCCAGCACCUGCCCGAGGGGCCCACCUGCAGCUGCCUGCGCUUCUCCAUCUACUCCCCGGCCGGUGUCCAGUGUGAGUGGCUGGCCAUCAGCCUGGCUGCCUUCCUCGGCAUCCUGCUGGGAGCCCUGGCUCUGCUCUGCCUGCUGUUUGCCAUCGCCUGCCUGGCCCUGCACCUCUGCCGCCAGCGCCGCCGCCAGCACCAGGGUGCCAAGGAGACCUUGUGGAGGACACGGCCCUUCUCCUCUUUAACGAUGACAGGAGAGCAAGCAGAGCCCACCAUCUCCCACUCUCUGGAAAGGCAUUGGAAACUGCAGCUCCAGGCCAUUGACCCCUCAGUCCAGAUAAGAAUCCAGAGGCCCCACGUUAUGCCUCCAAGCCAGUCCCCCCAGCAGCCCUAACCUGCCACUGGUCCUUUCCUGGCACCUCCAGGCUCAGGAGGAGCCAGACGCUGCUGCCUGCUCCGCCGCUUGCUCUCAAGCUCUCCAGCAGCAGCAACGCGUGGAAGGAGGGGACAGGCUGCUGCUUUUGGGUUCUGGGAGGAUUCACUCUGGAGGAGGUGCUUUUUUGAAUGUGUCUUUAUGUUGGGUGGCCAAAGCAGGAGGAUUUCACCUUCCCCUGAGGACCUGCAGAGACACCUGGGAUCAUCCUUGAAUGUGUCUGCACUAGGGUAUGUUCUGGUGCAACAUAACCAGACCCUGCAGAGCCCCCGAGAGCAGGGUCAGCUGGGGCAAUGCAGUGAUUGUAAUCCCUUAGGAACCAAAUAGAAUAAACCAAAAAUGUUGGCUUGCUGUUAAAUUGUCUGCACCUCAAGUGUCUCUGCGCCAGCCCUGCUUCACUGUCAUUGAGCCCUCAAGUCCCUGCUUUCUGCUGGUCCCAUCUACUGAGCCAAAGUGAAAAUGGAUGUAAAUUUUCUAGUGCCUUCAUCCACUCAUUUUCCCUACACACCUGCAAGUCUCCUCACACUGCUUUCAUGGACCCUGCUUACAGUGGCUCAGAUCACACAGGUCAGGCUUUGGUCCCCAUAAACAUGCCACAACCCUUCAGCCCUGGUGAUUGGGAGUUGCUGACCCAAGGAGGGUAUAUCAGACCCCAUCAGACCCCCAACUCCCACCCCUUUCACUAAGCCCUGUCUUAGCUGUAUCUCCAGCACUAAAGCUAAGAACAGAAAUAUCCUGUCAUCCUGCUGCUCCAAGCCUGCCCUGUCAGAGCUUCCCACUCCAGUUUGGCAAAGGACAUGGCUACUGCAGGAUCAGUGAUGCUCAAACUCUUUCAAGGUCUUAUUGAACAAAUGAGAUUUGACAAUGAUUUAAUUUUUUUAAGAAAUGAAGAUGCUCUUUUACACACAAAAAAUUACUUUUCUUCCAACAUUUCUGAUCAUGGGGUUGCAUUUUGCCCUCACACA